Messenger RNA from Electrophorus electricus (electric eel), 1813 nucleotides. The record is from RefSeq and is a predicted model, not a curated record. NCBI's taxonomy places the organism in Eukaryota, Metazoa, Chordata, Actinopteri, Gymnotiformes, Gymnotidae.
AUGAACACCGCCUUCUACCUCUUCCCUCCCGACUUGGUAGCAAUAAUCUUCCUGUUCAUCCCCUUCCGGACCUUUACUGGAGGAACACCCCAGUGUCCUCCCACUACGCCCCCGCCCUCCUGCGGACGACACCCCGCUCAAGCGAGCCGUGACCGGACCUGUCUGCCAGACGCUUGGCAACGGUGUGCACGUCCGGAGGAUCCAGGCGGACUCCAGCGCACCCAGCGCAGCCUCGCAACCAGACGCACUGGUGUAGGCGAUGAACUUGUCGAGAAGUACAGGAGAAGUGUCUUGGACCUGGCUGUCUUAAAAGAACACCUUGCUCUCCAGAGAGAUGUGUCAUGCCAGGCAGUGUCGGUGAGAGAUGAGCUGAAGUACCAGAUAAGAGACUUGAAGCAGGCGCUUUCUCAAGAGAAACUUGACAUGAAGGAUAUCACUGCAGACCUCAGCCGAGAGCAUCAAACCUUACAAAGAGAGCUGGAAGCUAAAGUGGAACAUUUAGAAACAAAUGUUUCCGUGCUUCAGAAACAGCUUGACCAGUGUCAUGCGGAUUUAAAAAAGGAAAGAGAGGUCCGAGAGCGAACAGAAGAGCAGAAAGACGCCCAGAUCUCAGAUCUGCAAAGGAAACUGGACAGUAUGGAGAUGGAGUAUGAGAAAAUCCUGCAUGCCUGCCUGGACCGUUUGCUCUGGUAUUUAUCUGAGGCGCGGAAGCGGUGGAUGGACGAGAGCUCCGUCCUUCACCAAGAGACCAAGGACAUGAUAGCCAAGCUGGGCUUGAACCCGCUCGACAUGUGAAGCAGACCAUGUCAGGUUAGACUAGACGACUGGUAGAAAAUCCUGGCAGUGGUGAGAAGUCACUGGGGAGUUGCCUGAAUGUUAUGUAUAUGGUGACUAACAGUAAUACAAUGAGGGGAUCUGUAGAGCUCACUUACAGCUAAUCAAUAUUCUUUAAUUAGGCAGCCACACGUCGGAGGAGCCUCUCUAAGAGAUUCUCACUUUCUCGGGAAGUAAAAUCAGUAGUGCAUAGAGGCGAACAAAGACCUGGAUACCUACGCUGACACUAAAGUCUGUUGUGAGAUAUAUGUAGUACAGUUACUCUUAAUGCCUGCUGUGAUCACCUGCUGUGAUGGAAGACAGUGCUUUUACAGAAGACAGUAUCAUCAUUAGGAAGUCAUUUGGUAGAUUUAUCGGUGAUCUUAUAUUCUUUUAUCUGAAGGAGGUUUUUAAAAAUUGGUUGGAUCAACAGGUUAGCCUUGCUGAUUUUAAGAAUAGUUAUGUUAGAUGCACAUGAGUAUCUCAAAGCAAAGCUCACAUGCAAGAGUUAUGGGAACCUGUCCAGUGAUUAGAUCUCAAAAAUGACAUCAGUAUCCAGUACUGGUUGACACUGAAUAUGGGCCUUGGAUUAUAUGCUAGUGCAGAGGGGGUGUGGGUAGGGGAGGGGUGCGAGGGGUCAGGGUGCCAAACCCUUAGCCACAGUCGCCAGUCCAGAAUGUUCCACCACUGAGCCUGCAGUACCGCCUGCAGCCUGCAGGGGUCUCUCUGGUUUAAUUUUCUUUCCUUUGUAUACCUCUGAUGAAUUACCAUUUGCUUGAUAUAUGAGACUUUUUUCUGUUGUUUUUAUUUAUUUAUUGCUGAUAAAAACAACAUAAAAGGAAAACCAUGCUUUUAAUGAUUACCCUCACCCAGAACAUUUAUAAAGGUAUGUAACAAAAUUCAUGAGUUUGCUUCUCUUCAUAGGAUGUAAGUGUAUAUAAUGUACUCUCCUUUCCUGCCUGAGUGCCAACUGUGUGUAUAGAUGUAAAUCAAACCACAA